ACCGAUUUGCUUACUGGACAUUUCGGGAAGUGUUUUUCAAAGAGGAAUAAGUCUUAUCAAUUUUUCCCCUUAACACAGAUGUUGGGACACUGCGUAUUUGUAGUUUGCUAGAGUCAAAACUGAAACUUGAUAGCAGGGCCGAGUAUGGAUAGUACCACUGCCGCUUUAGAAUUUGGAGAUAAGGUGAAUGGUAAAAAGA
This is a messenger RNA of Geodia barretti, 199 nucleotides long. NCBI's taxonomy places the organism in Eukaryota, Metazoa, Porifera, Demospongiae, Tetractinellida, Geodiidae. The record is from the annotation of a GenBank genome assembly.